This is a messenger RNA of Leucoraja erinaceus (little skate), 2909 nucleotides long. It is a transcript of the gene cpne2, whose product is annotated as copine II. The record is from RefSeq and is a predicted model, not a curated record. The transcript is spliced from 16 exons. Bases 872 to 2509 code for a protein of 545 amino acids. Gene Ontology annotation, biological process: cellular response to calcium ion. Gene Ontology annotation, cellular component: plasma membrane. Lineage: Eukaryota; Metazoa; Chordata; Chondrichthyes; Rajiformes; Rajidae. Gene Ontology annotation, molecular function: calcium-dependent phospholipid binding.
UCGAAACCCUUCUUCAGACGGAUACUGAGUUGGAUGAUCAGCCAUGAUCGUAUUGAAUGGCGGUGCAGGCUCGAAGGGCCGAAUGGCCUACUCCUGCACCUAUUUUCUAUGUUUCUAAACAUACCUCCAUCGUGUGCGAAAGUGAGAGCCCGAAUGAUAUGACGAGGGAUGGUUUAAAAACCUCAAUAGAUCACUAAAUACAAACGCUGAAACCUGAUCCAAAAGAAAUAUAAAUAUUAGGAAAGGGAUAAAAGACAAGAGAAACAGGAAAAUAGAAAUUUGGAGACAAAUGAAUGAGCUUCUCCCAAUGAUGCAUAACACAAUGUUUUCACACAGAUGUACGGGGGAACAUGUACAAGACAGUUUGUUUAUCAUGUUUCUCAGCCAAAAGUGAUUAAAUGUAAGUGACUGUUAUUUUUCUGUUUAAUUACUAAGUCCCUUCUUUAUCAAGCUGAGUGGAUUUGGUAGUGACGUACUUCAUACAUGCUCACUGUAUUUUACUCAUGUAUAAGUCACGGCAUGCUGUGUGCAGCUGUUUGGUCCACCCAAUCCUGUUUACAUUAUCUUUCUCUGUAGUUAAAUAGUUUUAAUAAUGCAUCUCAACCCAUCCUGCGUAACAUGUACAGAGGGAUCUUGGGAUCCAAGUACUGAAAGAGGCAACACAAUUGAAAAGGGCACAAUUUAGGGCGGCCUCAGAAGCGCAGCGGAAGAGUUGCUGCCUUACAGCGCUUGCAGUGCCAGAGUCCCGGGUUCAAUCCCGUCUACGGGUGCUGUCUGUGCAGAGAUUGUACACUCUCCCCGUGACUGCGUGGAUUUUCUCCGAGAUCCUCCAACACUCUAAAGACGUACAGACCCGCAAGGAGACGGCUACAUGGCGCACACUGAAACCCCGACACCCACACCGCUCGCCAGCUCAGUCCAGUACUGUGUCUGUAAGGUGGAGCUCUCCGUAUCUGGCCAGAAUCUCUUGGACAGAGAUGUCACAUCGAAAUCGGACCCAUUCUGUGUGGUGUUCUUGGAAAUCAAUGGAAAAUGGUCGGAGAUUGGAAGGACAGAGACAGCCGUGAACAAUCUAAACCCAGUAUUUGCAAAGAAGUUUGUGGUGGACUAUCAUUUUGAAGAAGUGCAGAAACUGAAAUUUGCCUUAUUUGACCAAGACAAAUCCAGUAAACAGCUUUAUGAGCAUGACUUUCUUGGGGAAUUUUCAUGUACUCUCGGAGUGAUCGUUUCAUGCAAGAAGAUGACACGACCACUUUUCCUGACGAAUGGGAAACCUGCCGGAAAAGGAACAAUAAUGAUAUGUGCUCAAGAAAUCUCAGAUAACAGAGUAAUCACUCUUAGUAUGGCUGGAAGAAAACUGGACAAAAAGGAUCUCUUUGGGAAAUCUGACCCUUAUUUAGAAUUCUAUAAGGAAGAAGAAGAUGCAAAGUGGAUGCUUGUACAUCGAACAGAGGUUAUAAAAAAUACUCUUGACCCCAUCUGGAAACCAUUCAGCAUGCCACUUGUGUCCCUGUGUGAUGCCCAUGUGGACAAGACCAUAAAGGUUCUGUGCUACGAUUAUGAUAACGAUGGUGGACAUGACUUUAUUGGAGAGUGCGAGACCACGGUGACCAAGAUGUCUGAAGCAAACGACGUGGUCGAGAUAGAAUUUGAAUGUAUUAAUUCCAAGAAACAAAAGAAGAAAAAGACUUAUAAGAAUUCUGGAAUAAUUGUCGUUAAAUCCUGCAAGAUAACCAGAAAUUAUUCAUUCUUGGAUUAUAUCCUUGGCGGUUGCCAGCUGAUGUUCACUGUUGGAAUUGACUUCACAGCUUCCAAUGGGAACCCUCGUGAUGCCAUCUCCCUGCAUUACAUCAACUCCAUGGAAUCAAAUGAAUACCUUGCUGCCAUUUGGGCUGUGGGACAGAUCAUCCAGGAUUACGACUCAGACAAGAUGUUUCCUGCCCUAGGCUUUGGUGCACAGUUACCUCCUGACUGGAAGGUGUCCCAUGAAUUUGCCAUUAACUUCAAUCCUACAAACCCAUUUUGUUCAGGUGUAGAAGGGAUCGUUGAAGCAUAUACGGCCUGUCUGCCCCUCAUUCGAUUUUAUGGGCCCACCAACUUCUCGCCAAUAAUAAAUCACGUGGCUAAAUUUGCCAGCCAAGCCAUCCAGCAGGAAGCAGCAGCGCAAUACUUCAUCCUGCUGAUUAUAACAGACGGCGUCAUCAGCGACAUGGAUGAGACCAGGCAUGCCGUGGUGCAGGCCGCCAAUCUCCCCAUGUCCAUCAUCAUUGUCGGGGUUGGGAAUGCCGACUUCGCUGCCAUGGAGUUCCUGGAUGGUGACAAUCGCAUUCUAAGAUCUUACACUGGGGAAGAAGCCACGCGAGACAUCGUACAGUUUGUACCAUUCCGGGAUUUCCGCAAUGCUCCUAAAGAAACUCUGGCUAAAUCUGUCCUAGCAGAACUACCCCAGCAAGUUGUUCAGUACUUCAAGCAAAGAAACCUUCCACCUGUCAACUCUGAUCCAGCCUAACACCUAACCUUUUCCCUUUGAACCUGCAUGGCACCUGAAAAUGUUUACAAAACCUUUGCAUGUUUUACGGCAGAUAGCAUAUUUGUAACGUUUUGUUCCCAUUGCUUUAAAAUAUAUUUCAGAUGACUCGAGUCUUAAAUUUGUUUGUAAGAACAAUCUGGUGCUUUGUAAAAGUAUGACGAUCAACACUAAGUAAAAGUGGGCAACUUAUUUUCUAAGUCACCACUGUUAAAGAGUAUUGAAUGUAUCUUUGUAUUAUUGGGUGUUACAUAUCAGAUUUUCUUUUAAAUGUAAAAACACUUUGAAAAUAAUGUUACAAACUUUCAGAAGUAUAGGAAGUGAUGAAUUCUCUCGUUGUGUCUACAUUAUCUGUGUGAUUAAAUAAACGGUACUUUUGUCA